Molecule: messenger RNA, 474 nt
Organism: Olea europaea var. sylvestris
Lineage: Eukaryota; Viridiplantae; Streptophyta; Magnoliopsida; Lamiales; Oleaceae
Exons: 1
Coding region: 1-474 (157 amino acids)
Source: RefSeq, a predicted model, not a curated record
AUGAGCACGAGUGUUAAUUUAGGUCAUGAUCCUACCGGUAAGAGUGUUGAUAAGACAUUGUAUAGAAGUAUGAUAGGUAGUUUACUCUAUAUUACUUCCAGUAGACCUGACAUAGCAUUCAGGGUUGGAGUGUGUGUGAGAUUACAGGUUGAUCCUAAGGAAAAUCAUUUGAGUGCAAUGAGGCACAUCAUUAGGUAUGUAGAUCGAACCGUAGAUCAUGGAAUCUUGUAUCCUAGAGACUCGAAUCAUGAUUUGGCCAUCUACUCCGAUGUCCAUUGGGCUGAAAAUGUCAACGAUAGAAAGAGUGCCUCGGGUGAUUGUUUCUAUGUUGGUUCUAAUCUUGUGCCAUGGAUGAAUAAGAAACAAAACUUAGACUCUUUAUCCAUGAUCGAGGCUGAAUACAUUGUAGCCGAUAGCUGUUGCACUCAGUUGCUUUGGAUAAAGCAAAUGUUGAAUGAUUAUGAGAUAAAUUAG